Messenger RNA from Spodoptera litura, 2139 nucleotides. RefSeq lists its product as uncharacterized. The record is from RefSeq and is a predicted model, not a curated record. Lineage: Eukaryota; Metazoa; Arthropoda; Insecta; Lepidoptera; Noctuidae.
ACAGGAGACGUGUUCUGUGGAAUGGUACUUGCAAUGGAAAUUCCAGUGAUUUUAUGUCCUUGACUUUUUUAAACUAACACUGGAAUUCGCAAGGCGCUGUUCUGUGGCCAGUGAUAUUUUGUGACUUCGCUGAAGCGUUCGAUUGAUUGUACCAUUUGGUGUUUUUAUAAGUGUUGUUUAAUUAUGAUUCUAGUGUUUCUUAGAAUUUUACUGUGAGUUUAAUUACAGUAAUGAAACAGUUGAUGUCAAUGUCGUAGUUUCCAUUAAUUUUAAUUGUCAGUGAUUGCGAGGCAUUUAUCAAUCAAAGUGCAUACUAGUUGAAGUUAGACGUAUCAAUUAUUUGUUAUUAGAUAUGUAAGCAACUUUAUGAAAGUCACCUUGUGAUACAGGUGUGUAUUUUAUAAAAUAGUGCGGUGUAGUGUGAUACUUAAUUCUACUAAGAAGUUAAAGCUGUCUGGAGACAAUGUACUGGAACUGCUGCGAGGAGAGAUUCUGCUUCGACAAGAAGAUCGCGACGUACAAACUAGACGAGGAUGCACCUCAUACCAACGGCUACGUGAACAAUGGAGCGAGCGUGGAGAGCGUGGUCACGGAGCAGCCGGUGAACAACAACCACCUACCACCGCGAGCCAUCAUCGGGAGGGAGGUCAACGAGCUGCCGCUGCAUGCUGAUAAACUUUAUGAGGUGUUCUCCAAAUCUCUAAUAUUUAGAGACGAUCACGAGUUGAAAGAUAAAACAGAAAGCACAAACUCUCUCGAUGAAUUGGAGACCAAAUCAGAACCUGACUACUUAUCUGAUAGACCUAACAGAACUAAGGUGUACUUCGAAGAUGAAAUCAACUCUCCAGUUACUGACUUCGAGAUCAUGUUCAAAGAUGAGUUGCUGGCCAACCACAACAUGUUCAAGAUUGAAGAAGAAGAAGAGAGUGACACACAGAGCCAAGACACAGAAGAAGGACUAACAAUGAAAGACAGUAUUGUAGCAGUUAAGAAGCAGGACGUUAUCAAACCCAGUACGAUUACUAUUAAGGAUGAAACUAAGAUUACAACUCUGAACCCAAUAUACCAGUAUGAUCCAGUAUCUUCUAUGGUUUUACCAUCAGCAUUCUCUUUACCAAGAAUGGAGAGUGUUAAAGGCAUCCUAAGAUUAAGAGGAGACAAUGAAUUCCCAAGAAGCAACAGCUCCAAGAAUUUAGAAAGAGUCGACAGUAGUGGCAAGCUGACUAGAUCCAUCAGCAGAGUGGACAGUUUGAAGAACAUAGAUCCUAAUAAAUUGAAUAAAGUACUGUCGAGGGUACCACAAAGGAGUGCUUCGUUCUUGAACAUCCCAGAGCAUCUAGCACCAGAGAAACCGCCUUUAGUAAAGAGCAAAUCAAUGGUAGGAGUCAUGUCAGCUACAGAGGAAUUGAAGCUAAGCCAGUUGCCUGACACUCCAAUUAUAAGGAGUAACAAUUUGCCAAGAUUCUUCGCUGAUACUCCACCUCCUCCAGAAUAUAAAGGAGAAACGAGUUUGCAGAGCAUUAAACAGCAGUCAGCGUUAAUGUACCAGGAAGAUUUUAGUAUGCCAAGGUACUAUGGGACUGUGUCAAAGUCGACUGAACAAUUGUCGGUGCAUGAGAGCAAAUCGAUGCCGGAUUUGAGGAACCCGACGAAUUCUACUGGAAGAGUCAGCAAGAGACUUGUUAAGCUCCGAAGUAGAUUAAAGCCAUUAGUUAUAAAGAAGAAUUCGAAUGAGAGGUUGUGAUUUCAUUCAUAGACAGUGCCUCAGUAAGAUAGUACUUUAUAAAAUUAUUUCUUUAACUGUUCCAAUUUGACAGAUCUCCUGAACACAACUGACUUUGGUAGUUGUUUAUAACUUUAUCCCAGUUAUUCGACAAAGUAUGACUUUCGAAAUGGUUUACCUAUUAGUAUUAAAAAUAUGUAAAAAAAGUAUUUUGCUCAAAGUGAUCACAAUUAACUGAUAACUUAUAAGAACAUGCAGUAUUUAAAUAAAAAAAAAUGAGUGAAAUUUUUAUUCAAACUGCCAAGAGACGUUGAAAUUCAUACAAUUUUUAACUUUAUUGUAUUUAUAGUAAAGUAAAAAAUUGCUAUAAAUUUGAUAUGCUAUUUGUCCGUAUUUAGAGCAGGUUUUUUUUUUCU